CCAUUCCUUCCUUCUCUCUUUCUCUGCCUCUUCUUCCAAUUGCACCUUCUCUGACCUUUCUCUUCCAUCAACAAAGAAAAAAUUCCACAUUUUUUUUGUUGUUCGGGGGAGUUUUCCCCUCGUUCAAUGCAAUGUAAUAAACUUUCUUCUUAAACCCUUUGGGGAUCGUUCUCGGUUUCCAUUGUUUUGAUUUCAAAAUGCAGAAAGGUGCAGGGGGAUUGAUCAUCAUCAUAGCGCUUCUUACGGUGGUUGGAGUGGGUCGGUGUCAGAGUAGUGGUAGUGAUGCAGAUGUGAUUCGGAUUCUGAAAAGCAGCAUCAAUGCUCCAAUGAGCUUUCAAUGGACGGACCCUGACGUAUGCAAAUGGAGGCGCAUUCAAUGUGAUUCGGCGAAACGCGUGACUGCCAUACAAAUUGGAAACCAGAAUCUUCAAGGCACUCUCCCCAAGGAGCUUGAGAAGCUGUCAGCAUUGCAAAACUUGGAGUGCCAAGGCAACAGUCUCACAGGAUCGUUCCCUUAUCUUCCCAAAUCGGUGCAAAAGUUGAUCAUUCAUGACAACAAAUUCAACAGCAUACCCAAUGACAUCUUCAAAGGGCUGGGUAGUUUGCAAGAAGUGAACAUGGACGACAUCCCUUUCCCUCCAUGGCAGAUUCCUCAAAGCCUUGCUGACUGUGUUGCACUCCGAACUUUCACUGCUCAGAGAGUUGGCUUUGUUGGCACAAUCCCUGACUUGUUUGGCAAGAAUGGUCAUUUCCCAGGUUUGAUUUUCUUGGGGCUUUCUGGUAAUUCUCUUGAAGGUCCUUUGCCUCCAAGCCUUGGUACUAGUUCAAUUGAGACCGUUUUGGUCAACGGUAACUCUAGGCUCAACGGUACCAUUUCUGUCUUGAAAACCAUGACAUCCCUUAAGCAAUUUUGGGCUCAUGGUAAUGCAUUUACCGGUCCUAUACCAGACAUGUCAAACCAUAAUCAUCUCUAUGAUAUAAACUUAAGGGACAACCAGUUGACUGGUGUUAUUCCACUCUCACUUACCACUCUUCCAAGUUUGAAAGUUGUGAAUUUAACUAACAAUCUCUUUCAAGGCUCCCCUCCCAAGUUCAAAGAUGGUGUAGGAGUUGACAAUUACUUGGAUAAAGGGAGAAAUCAAUACUGCACACCCAUUCCUGGGGAACCAUGCAGUAGUCUUGUGAAUGCUUUACUAUCUGCUAUUGAGCCCUUGGGUUAUCCUCUGAUUUUUGCUAAGACUUGGUGGGGUAAUGAUCCAUGUGGUAAUAAAUGGCUUGGUAUAAUUUGCUCAGGUGGGAACAUUUCAGUUGUUAACUUUCAAGGCAUGGGUUUGUCAGGUGCCAUUUCUCCUAGUUUUGCUAGCCUUACAUCUGUCACAAAGUUGGUUCUUUCAAACAAUAAUCUUACUAGUAAAAUACCAACUGAACUUACCACUAUGCCUCAUUUGCAGGAAUUAGAUGUUUCCAAUAAUAAUUUAUAUGGUAAUGUACCUAAAUUUCGGGAUGGUGUAGUUCUUAAAUUAGAUGGGAAUCCUGAUAUUGGAAAGGAUAGACCCAAUUCUUCCAGCUCAGAUUCUGAAGAUGAUGAGAAUAAUAAUAAUAAUAAUAAUAAUAAUAAUAAGAACAGCACUACUAAUUACGUUAUUGUAGGAAUUUUGCUGGGGAUUUUUAUCCUACUUGUUCCAGGGAUUUUGAUAUAUAUGUUCUUGUGCCGCAAAAAACCUAAGCAUGCAAGAAAGUUUCAACAUCCAACCGCAAUUGUGAUACACCCUAAUCAUUCUGGUGAUAGAAAUGCCAUGUUAAAGAUAGCAAGUGCUGGUGUUCAUGGUGGAGGAGCAGAAGUAUUCAGUCCUUCUAAUAAUGCUUACCAAGUUGAAUCCAGUGGUAAUCUUUUGAUCUCAAUUGACGUUUUGAAAGCAGUGACUAAUAAUUUUGCUGAAGAAAAUGUGCUGGGAAAAGGUGGCUUUGGCACUGUAUACAAAGGGAAAUUGCAUGAUGGGACAAGGAUUGCAGUUAAAAGGAUGCAAUCAGGAAUAGUGGCAGAGAAGGGAGUAGAUGAGUUCAUGGCUGAAACGGCAGUGGUCACGAUUCGACACAGGAAUUUGGUUAAUCUCAUGGGGUAUUGCUUGGAUGAAAAUGAGAGACUUCUUGUUUAUGAAUACAUGCCUCAAGGUACUCUUAGUAGACAUCUAUUCCACUGGGAAAAUGAAGGGUUAAAACCACUUGAAUGGAAGACAAGACUCAUUAUUGCUUUGGAUGUUGCUAGAGGUGUCGAAUAUCUUCAUGGUUUAGCCCAACAAACUUUUAUCCAUAGGGAUCUCAAACCAUCUAAUAUUUUGCUCGGCGAUGAUAUGCGAGCUAAAGUUGCUGACUUUGGAUUAGUUCGCCUUGCUCCGCAAGGAAAAGCCUCGUUUCAGACCAGACUUGCCGGAACUUUUGGAUAUCUAGCACCAGAGUAUGCAGCCACUGGAAGACUUACAACAAAGGUUGAUGUGUAUAGUUUUGGGGUAAUUCUGAUGGAGCUCAUAACUGGAAGGAAAGCACUUGAUGAAAGUAGACCAGAAGAGAAUUUCCACCUAGUUUCAUGGUUUCGUCGAAUGCUACUUGACAAAGAUUCAUUUCGAACCAUCAUCGACUCGACAAUUGAAGCUGAUGAGGAAACCUUGAGUAGCAUCAACACAGUUGCAGAAUUAGCAGGCCAUUGCUGUGCAAGGGAGCCACACCAAAGGCCUGACAUGAGCCAUGUGGUGAACGUGCUUUCGCCUCUUAUUGAGGUGUGGAAGCCUACAGAACCAGAUGUUGAUGAAAUAUAUGGAAUAAACUUUAACAUGACAUUGCCAGAAGCACUUCAAAGGUGGAAGCAAUUUGAAGGAAAUAGCACUCUUGAUUUUUCUUCAAAUAGUUCUCCUCCACAUUCUGGAAUUGCACCUUCAUACAGAUCUUCAGAUGGACGACCAAGUUAGAAAACAUUUGACAUUGAUGGCCUUAAACUUCACUACUGUAUUUAACAUUUUUUCCUUUUUUCUUUUUUGUUAUUGUUUAAUGAUUGAGUGCAAUGUAUGUGUAGUUGACCAUCUAUGACACCCUCCAUCCCUUUGCAGAACAUCUUCACCCUAAUGCCUUCAUUCUAAAGG
Molecule: messenger RNA, 3134 nt
Organism: Arachis ipaensis
Lineage: Eukaryota; Viridiplantae; Streptophyta; Magnoliopsida; Fabales; Fabaceae
Product: receptor protein kinase TMK1-like
Biological process (GO): protein phosphorylation
Molecular function (GO): ATP binding; protein kinase activity; protein binding
Source: RefSeq, a predicted model, not a curated record